UUUACUAUAAAGAUUUCCCAACUCCUUGUCCGUGAAGAAAGCAAUGCCAUAGCUAGAAUACAUUCUGGAGUAAUAUGGCACGUAUAAAUUAAUCUUCCUUUGGAUAGCUUUGCUUUCAUGAUAUUAGCUUUGACGAUCAAGCUAAGGAUAAUUGUAUUCUGUAUUUAUAUUCAUAACAAGAAAUAUAUGAAUUGUUUUGGAUUGAAUUAUGGAUUGAAUUACGGGACUAUGGAUAUCGACAUGUGAAUACUCCUAGUAAUAAUAUACAUGUUUGGAAUCACUUUAUACAUGUCAACUACGAGUUCGGCCAACAUCAAAAUAUGUAGAACUUUGCAGAGCUAAGGCGAAAUCGGCUUCCGGGGGUGGCGACACAAACCCCCUCACACUUCGCCCCAUCAAAGAAGUCGAACAACAGGCAGUGUUGCAACGACCAGUAUAUAUAGUGACCGAAAGAUGGUGGUCCUACCGAAGAUUGCCACAGGACGAAGUGCUAAGAGUGCCAAGCAGAUGUGGAAGGAUCACGGGAAUAUCAAGAUCAAGACUGUUCUCCAAAAUGAGUUGGAAACACCAAGAAUGCCACCGAUAUACGUAUCAAAGAACCCCAAACCCCUGAAUGAACGACCUGUGGACGAGUGGAAACCGUUCGACAUCUUGCACUUCCGUGAGUUUGCCGAGAGUGGGGAGAUUGAACCCGAUGACGUCACUGAUUGUAAAGAUUUGUACUCCCAGGUGACGUUCUUGAUGAAUGCUGUGAGGAACAUCGAUAGCACCAUUAGAUAUCAGAAUCUUUGUAAGAAGCCCCGGAGCUGGAGUGAGCCCUCUGUCGUCGAUGACCAGCCAGGGUUGAUCGCCGGCACCCGACUCCACUGGCAAUCAGCAUCCCCAUCUCUCCCGCAUCCUCGGAUGUUGCUACCACUCAAAGCAGGACCUACCAACAAGUGGUACGCGUGGCGCACUGCCCAACCCAACAACAAUGAUAAGAAAAACAGAAAACCACGAGGAAAAAUCGGAUAGAUCACCACGGAGCUUUCUCGGAGGCUUUCAGCCCAUGUGUCGUUCCUCAUCCAAAGCCAGCUGUGGUAAAAGUUCCAGAGAGCGCACCCAAGCCAGACAACUCCAGACUCAAGUGCCUCGUGGAAGAUUACCCUCAGAUCAUACAGCGACGAGCCCAGCAGGUAGAGACAAGAUAAAGAAUGAAGAAAACAGUACGACUGUAGAACCUCUUUCAUUACCGAAUUGAAAGAGGAGAGCGUUGAUCAAGCUGAAAAGAGACAGACUGAUGUUAAAUUUGUGUCAGGAAAAGACCGUAUACAACGUCGGACAAACCUUGGUUUGAAACGCGUCGAAACGCGUCAUAUGACGCACAUAAAGCUAAGUUUGUCGACAAGCCUCCUUUAUGAAUUCGGGCCAAUACGUUUGACCAAAAGUGUUACUUCUGUAACAGUGGUCAUCCAAUGCAUGUUCCGAAAGUCAACCGAGACGGCAAAGAGUUGGAUUUAAAUAUGGCAGAAUUUUCAAGUUUGAUGUACGUUUUAUAUAUAUAUAUAUAUAUAUAUAUAUAUAUAUAUAUAUAUAUAUACGUAUAUAUACAUGUACUUGUUUAGGAUAGUGUUUCAUAAAAAUAUGAACGACAGAGCGAGUUUGUUCUUCGCACACAUGUAUGCCCAUUAUGUGUAUCUACCGUACUUGCUUUCGUGUAAAAUCAUAUUUUUCAAUAAAUCGCUUUAAAAAGAA
Molecule: messenger RNA, 1734 nt
Organism: Strongylocentrotus purpuratus (purple sea urchin)
Lineage: Eukaryota; Metazoa; Echinodermata; Echinoidea; Camarodonta; Strongylocentrotidae
Exons: 5
Coding region: 454-1014 (186 amino acids)
Source: RefSeq, a predicted model, not a curated record